UCGGUGCGUUCGGUCGUGGAAAUUUUCCAGUGCUCUGGACCAGUAGUAGUGGAACGGUACAGUCAGUGUCAGAAGGAGGCUACAGGAUUACAACUCCCACAAGGAUUAUUACAGGGAUCAUCUCUGUUGGAUGUUGGUGCAAGCUUCCCUCGUUGGAGUUUCGUCUUGACAAGAUAAGUGUAAUAAGUAGAAGCGCGUGCGUUUCCAUUGAAAAGUGAUACAUCAUUCGAUGAAAACGUGUUGAGUGGCUUUUGUACGAGGGAAAUACAAGGAAGUGAACCCUCUCGAAUUCAAUCAGACCGUUGAGAGGAUAAAAUCAUUUUUACAUUAUUAUCUUGCUGUGAAGACGGAGUGCAACGUUUGGAAUGUGUCUUGCUGAAGAAACACAAUAGCGAAACAAUUUCCAGUGAACUGAAUUUGAAAGUGAGUUUUUUCUGCAGUGAGUACAGAGCAUUUUUGGAAUACCGCAAUAAGAGAUCGAAGAACUAGGUUUGCGUCCGGCCCCAUCAUAAUCAGACCCAAAAUCAACACCGAAGAAGCUGGUAGCCAACUCCCAUCGGACCAAGAUUCCAGUCGACAAGCAUAAUUGAUGAGGCAGAACGGAGCGUUCCGAGCCUAAAAGCAAGUCCGUCUUCCCGAACAAUGACAGAGACCCCCUUCGUGUACGGCGUGGAGUUGAGAUCCCCUCCACCGACGACGGCCUCCAGUCAACUGACGCAAUACGACCGUUUUCUCAAGAUGAAAUCUAUGACCGAGCACCUGCUGCUGGGCCACGGCCAUUACAGCGCCACCCAACUGCCCUCCAAUAUGGCCGACCAGCUUUCGUCCCUCUUGGCCAGCGAUGAGGUCUUCACGUCCUCGACCACUGCCGUCAAUCUGACGACCUCGCUGGGCCAAAUACGCAACAUAGUGACCGAGUUGUCGCUGCGAGGGGGAUCCAGUGCAGUUACGGUGGCCACUAGUGGUGGCAACUCAACUCCCACCGGGGCCAGCAGUCCCAGUGCCACGUCGGCAGCCACCCGAGGAGGAGGGGAUUCAACGUUUCAGAACAAUCUCAUCAUUCCGCUGUAUGCGGUUAUCUUUCUGCUGUCGGUGGUCGGAAAUCUGCUCGUGAUUCUGACGCUGGCCCAGAACAAGCGGAUGCGGACGGUUACCAAUGUGUAUCUGCUGAAUUUGGCCAUCUCGGAUCUGCUGCUGGGCGUUUUUUGCAUGCCGUUCACUCUGGUCGGCCAGGUGCUGCGAAAGUUCAUAUUCGGAAGCAUAAUGUGCAAGCUGAUACCGUACUUUCAAGCCGUGUCCGUUUCGGUGGCCGUUUGGACUCUGGUGGCCAUUUCGUUGGAGCGCUACUUCGCCAUCUGUCGGCCACUUUCAUCCCGCCGCUGGCAAACCCAAUUUCACGCUUACAAAAUGAUCGCUUUGGUGUGGCUGCUCAGCUUUCUGGUCAACUCUCCCCUCUGCUACAUCCAACGGCUUCAGCCGGUUCAUCGAUUGCGUUCUACAGCAGCGACUACAACUACGACGACAAUGUCUACAACGGUGGCCAACAGUUUGAACAACGUGAUUGCCAUUGCGACCGGCAGCAUCAGCAGCAGCAGUCACCAACCGAUGAAGUGUCGCGAAAUGUGGCCGGACAAAUCGUACGAGAGGGCCUACGUGCUGUUCCUGGAUGCCGGGCUGCUGUGCUUUCCGCUAAUUACCAUGGGAUUUGCCUAUUCGAUGAUCGUUUCGAAGCUGUGGCGGGGACUGCGGCGCGAAAUUCGACACUCCACCCACCAGAAGCAUCAGCUGCAAAUCACCAACGCGACGGCCAUCACCAUGGGCUCAUCCUCGCUGGAGACAAGUUUGAAAACAAAAGUUCUCCCAUCCGCUCGUGUACAGCAGGAAACCAGCUGCUAUCUGCUGACUACGGGACUACCAACCCAACCAACCGGCGCCCAUAUCAAUUCCACGUCGGGUAACACCGGCGGCCAGCCACUGAAUCGUAGCAACAUCAACAACAAUAAUAACUACUGCUGCUCGAGUUUCGGCCCUAAUGGGCUGCAUUACAAGGCGUUGCUCGGUGGCCCACUGGACAGUACCGGCGGCAGCUCGUCCACUGGAAAUCGUUCCCGGACCCGAUUUGCAAUGUUGAAGGACUUCAUGGAGAGUCACCGUUCGAAGCGCGGCCCCAAUCCGGUAAUCGCGCUUAAGUCCACCACACUCAUCGCCCCAACACCAGCUUCCGGAACCGGAUCAUCCAUCAACGGUCCCGGCAAUGCCAGCAACAAGCUCUACAGUUGUAUUCCACCCUCCCCGCCCACAACUCCGGUCCUAAGGCCCACAUCGGAAACAGCUUUCCACGACAGAACAGCACCAUCGACGAUUACGGCACCAUCCUUCGCAAACACCGGCAAUGGACAGCCACCCAAGGGCCUCAACAGCAGCAGGAUAAGUGAUAACAGUGGGACUCUAUCGAGCACGGGAAUGGUGCUGCCACCUCUCGCCUGUUCCGCACCGGCGGUCCUUCCAGCGGCACCUUCCUUCUCCCGUCACGCCAUUCGCUCAAAUUACAUGGACAAAAGCAUCGAAGCCAAGAAGAAGGUCAUCCGGAUGCUGUUCGUCAUCAUCGUCGAGUUCUUCGUGUGCUGGGCACCGUUGCAUAUACUGAACACGGUCUAUCUCUACUCGCCGGCAUUCGUGUACCAGUACGUCAGCAGCAACGGGAUAGCACUAGUACAGCUGAUGGCAUACAUCAGCUCCUGCUGCAAUCCGAUCACCUAUUGCUUCAUGAACCGACGCUUCCGGCAGGCGUUCCUCAACAUCUUCGGUUGCUAUCGGCAUCGCAUAUUUCUCUGCCUGUGCUGUUGCUUCCGUUGCGGAGAGGACGAUUCCCAGCUGGAUGGGGAAACCAAGUCAGCCGGUUCCAGAGCGAACCCGAGCAACACCGGUGGACCCGGAACCGGCGCCAACAAUUCCGACAUAUCCGUAAACGAUUCGCUGGCCUACGCCGGUCGGAGCAUCGUCCAGCGCUCCGAGAUCAUGGUUCUAGAAUCGGAGGAACGGGUUUAGCAACGGCUCCGACCACGUGACAAGUUCUGUUUCGAUCGUCAACUCGAUCAGCUCGAAUCGAAUCGCACAUCAAGUUACGCAGAUCAUCGAAACCGACCCCGAGGAUGCAACUUUCCGUUUCCGGAUCACGUGGUCAAAGUCAUCUUCCUCAACUAGCCAGCCCAAGACUGUCAACGGUUGUGAUAACGAGCGGUACUCGUAAGAGAGAACGGGACCUGGCAAUCGCACGCCUCGUCGAAAGUGUGUGUUUAACCCGUAUAGGCCUGAGUGGAUGAAAAAUUACUAAAACUCUCACCGCUCAGCGAAUACUUAACGGAUUUCAAUUAUUUUUUGUCAGUAUA
Messenger RNA from Aedes aegypti (yellow fever mosquito), 3389 nucleotides. RefSeq lists its product as uncharacterized. Gene Ontology annotation, molecular function: neuropeptide receptor activity. Gene Ontology annotation, cellular component: membrane. Gene Ontology annotation, biological process: neuropeptide signaling pathway. The transcript has 11 exons. The record is from RefSeq and is a predicted model, not a curated record. NCBI's taxonomy places the organism in Eukaryota, Metazoa, Arthropoda, Insecta, Diptera, Culicidae. Bases 643 to 3048 code for a protein of 801 amino acids.